CAAAAGAAACAUCCGCUGAAUGACACAGGCAAACAUCAAAACGGAUCCGAAUACUGAUAAAUUAUUUCUGUAUCUGCUGGCUGACAUUAGUGUGUCUGCAGCAGCCACGUGGUGUCACCCAGACAGCAGUGCAUCCAGUCGCAGAUGCUGAUGCUGCUGAUGCUGCUGCCAUGGAAGUAAACAAGGACGAAGCGGAGCGCUGCAUUGACAUCGCGACCGCGGCUUUAAACAGCCACCAGCCGGAAAAGGCGUUAAGGUUCUUGGAGAAGGCGCAGAGACUCUUCCCGACAGAGAAAGCCAAAGCACUCCUAGAUUUAAUAUCCAGGAAUGGAUUCAGUCCAGGACGAGGUGGCCACUCGGACUUCAGUGGGGUCUCGGGGUCUCGACAACGACAGAACACCAAGGAAGAUCCCAAACCCGAAGAGAAGCUUCCAGACAACUCCAAACCCUACACUGCAGAUCAGCUGGCUGCAGUUAGAAGGAUAAAACAGUGUAAAGACUUCUACGAGAUUCUCGGGGUCCAGAAAGACUCCUCGGAGGACGAGCUGAAGAAGUCGUACAGAAAACUCGCUCUGAGAUUUCAUCCCGACAAGAAUCACGCUCCGGGCGCGACCGAAGCGUUUAAAGCUAUUGGAAACGCUUACGCUGUUCUGAGUAACGCCAAGAAGAGACGACAGUACGAUCAGUGUGGAGAAGAGGGGAGACAUCCGUCAAACAGGGGCCAGGACAAUGGAAGCUUUGAGCCGGACAUUUCACCUGAGGACCUCUUCAACAUGUUCUUUGGAGGAGGUUAUCCUUCCAGUAAUGGUCCUAUAUACACUAAUGGACGAAUGCGGAACCAGAGGGAGCGAAGAGAGCGACCAAGAGAUGGAGGUCUGGCUCUCUUCGUGCAGGUCAUGCCGAUCCUUAUCCUGGUUAUAGUGUCUGCUCUCAGUCAGAUUAUGGUCAACAGCCCCUCCUACAGCCUCAGCUUCAGGCCGUCAGCAGGUUACUCCCAGAAGAGGCUGACCGAGAACCUGAAGGUGCCAUAUUACGUGGGGGAGCAUUUCUCCAAAGAGUUCACCGGAGUGAAUCUGAAGAACCUGGAGCGAUCGGUGGAGGAUGACUACAUUUCAAACCUUCGCAAUAACUGCUGGAAGGAGAAGCAACAAAAGGAAGGCAUGCUGUAUAGAGCUCGCUAUUUCGGAGACACCGAGCUGUACCAAAGAGCGCAGAGGGCUCGAACCCCGAGCUGCGUCAAGCUGUCCGACAUCACCGCCUCGUUACAUUAAAAGUUUCCAGAACCCUCACAAGACACAACUGGCUGUAAAUACUGAAGCUUCAAGAGAUCAGGGGCUAAAGACGGCUGAACCUUCACCGCAGGCUGAAACCAGAUCUGUGGAGUUUUACAUUAUGAAAUUAACUGAAACAUUUCUAUAUAUUGUGAUUAACUUUAAAAGAAAAAGCCAUUUAUCACAUUUAUACAGCCAAACAAGAUGUCGGUUUGGCGUUUGGCGAAUGCUUUGGUUUUGACCGGAAGCCGUAAAGCUGACAAAGAUCACUUCACCUUUGAGAAAGCCAUGUGAAACCAGAAACUCCUUUAGUUCUAAAUAGUGAUGCAGAUGCUACUAACGCAGCAGCUCAAAAGAAAAAACCUACCACACUGAAUGCUUCCUUUUUAUUUUGAUGCAGUUGGAUAAGCGAAGAAGACGUCUUCGCUGUCUAAAGCGCACUUUUUUAAACUAUGCAGGAACCUUUUUUUUAAACAUCCUGGACACUUGAGCACCUGAGAUUUGUCUUUCCUUGUCGUGUAUGUGUGAAAUAGAAAAUGUUGGGAUUUCUUUUCUUUCAUUCUAGGAAGGGCAGAUUUUUAGUGUUUCUUCACUUCUCAGUAGUUACCAAAAAGGUGAGACGUGUGCCUACGAACCGAGAAACUACAGCAGAUUGUGCGACCACGUCAUCGAUGUUGGGAUGUUGUGUAGAACGGAAAUAAAAAAAACAGGAUGAUUUGUGAAGCUGGACCAUCCAUCAAGUUAUUAGUGUACAAGCCAAGCCUCUCUGAUAGUAUGUGGGUGCAUUAUUGAUAUGAGCAGCACAUUUGAAAAGCAUCAAUAUACAGGUUUUAGAUUAUACUUCCAUCCAGAAUAUGUCUUUUUUUUUAAAGCAAAGCCUUGCAUAUUUCAUAAUAUAGUUUGGAAWAUUUAAAAAACAAGAACUUUUUCAGUCCCUAAACAUUUGCAGACUGCUGAAGACGUAAACAUGAUCAACUUUCAGAGAGUAAUGCUCACAUCCAUUUCAAAAUUACCUUAUUUUUCCUGAACAUUUGAUUUUUAAUGUUUCGUUGUGUAAAAUACGAGUUUAUGAGAUUCACAAAUCAGUUUUUAUUGAUGUUUUAUUCAACGUCCCAACUUUUUAAGAACUGAGGUUGUAGCUCUGCACCUAUGACGUCUCAGAUCUCAUCUUAGAUCAUGGCACGUCAUUUGUUCUUUGUAUUUAUUUAACAAAUAGUUGAACAGAUYGAGAUGAAAAAAAAAAACWGAGAUCUUGCUCCCAUUUUCCACCUUGUUUUUAACUCCCAGAGGAAAAAUAAAUCUGUAUGCCCUAA
Molecule: messenger RNA, 2584 nt
Organism: Austrofundulus limnaeus
Lineage: Eukaryota; Metazoa; Chordata; Actinopteri; Cyprinodontiformes; Rivulidae
Gene: dnajb12b
Product: DnaJ heat shock protein family (Hsp40) member B12b
Exons: 9
Coding region: 171-1271 (366 amino acids)
Biological process (GO): cellular response to misfolded protein
Cellular component (GO): endoplasmic reticulum membrane
Molecular function (GO): Hsp70 protein binding
Source: RefSeq, a predicted model, not a curated record